AUGGCUCUCCAAACCGGCGUCUUUGAGAAUGGCCAGUGGGUCACCCGCCGCGUGAACAUCCAGGACGUUUUGCAGCAGCACAGCCAGCGGGAGUCCCUCCCAGAGCAGCUUCCCUUCAAGCCCCCCAUGGACCAGCCCGUCGUCGGUCUCCUCUCCCGCACCGUCCUGCAGAGCCCCGUCGUCAACUGGAUCAUCCCCGCCCGCGUCCGCAACCGGGAGAAGAACGACGUCGUCUUCAUCGGCGAGGACUUCAUCCAGCUGAAAGAGAUCCUCCCCAAUGCCCACCUCGAGCAUGUCAGCACCAAGGCCGACUUUGGCGCCCGCAUCCGCGCCGCCAGGGUCUUUGGGGAACCCAGGAAGUUCAUCCACCCGCCCAUGAUGGAGAAGGCCCAGAUCCCCAUGGAGAUCGACUGGAGUGAGCUUGUCCCUCCGCAGAUCCUCGUCCUCACCUUGGAGUCUCAGGAGCUGCUGUUCCUGUUUGCGCGCCCGAAGAGGGACGGCUCAGUCGAAUGGAAGGAGAGCUGCAUACCACUCUCCCCUGAUGCUUCUCUUCUCGAACAGCCGGGCAGACAUCUGGCAGUAGACCCUCGUUCCCGGGCUCUUGCCGUGGGCGCGGCCGAGAGCUCCAUUUUCAUUUAUGCCGCCAAGACCAUGCCAGAGCUUCGCAGCAACAUUUCUCAUGAUACUCAAAACUGGACGCCGCUCAAGUCGGAGCGACCGGUGGCCAUCCCGGGCACCAUUUUGAAGAUGGAAUUCCUCUACCCCGAACCAGACGAUGAGCAUCACGUAAUACUUUUGGUCAUCUACUCCAGAGAUGGCAAAACCCGCAUGUCUUGCUAUGAGUGGGACAACAGAUAUGGCUUGUCGCACAUCCGUCCGGUAGUCGAAGGGUUUCCACUUUCUUACAACCAACGCAAUCCCCAACUCCUCAUUCCACUGCAACAUGGCCCCUCGUUCAUACUUGCGGGCCAUGUCGAGAUCUACAUCCACCAGGAGAUCAUGACCGGCAACCCCAAAAGAAGUUCUGUGAGUCUGUCCAAAGAAGAGGGCCCAAGGCAUCCCGGCAAUUCACGGCGCUUUCCCACGUGGACUAGCUGGGCGAGGACGGGCCGCAAUUGGAUCUGGAACAAUAAGCAAGAAGAAAACUUCUACCUUGUGCGUGAAGACGGUGUAGUGCACUACAUGCAAGUCAAUUCCCGCAGUGGUGCUUUGACAAGCAAAGCCGGCCACUUCAUGUGCAACGUCGCGUCAGCAUUUGCAAGCCUGGAUGUGGGCUAUUACCUCGACACUCCCGAUGUCCUGGUGACGGCCGGCGACAUGUCCCCCGGCGAGAUCGUCAAGAUCGGCCAGUGGCGGGAUGAGAUCCAGUUCAACGACCGCAAGGGCUCCCAAAGGACACGCGCCCAAAUAAUGGAGCCUGACUUCAUCAACUCGAUCCAGAACUGGUCGCCAACGCUUGAUUUGAUCCUUGCAGAUGCAGCCCAUUCCAGCAAUCCGGUCGGCCGCGUGAGGCGACGGAUUCUUGCAACGUCCGGCAGGAGCCCGUACGGCGCAAUCACGGAGAUUCGAGCUGGCCUCAACGCCAAAUUGGGCCUUACUUUCGAUGAAAACGACCUCGCCGGAGUCACCGGCGUUUGGACGUUCCCGGACUCGUCGGCAAACGGCGUGUAUUUUUUGUUGUCGUUCCCUUCAUCCAGCCUCCUGCUUCACAUCGCCGGCGAUGCCUCGGGCGUGGAGACUGACUUCGACGAGGAGAACACUGGUGUUGAUUUUGAGAAUGAGACCCUGGUCUCAGGCCUGUUGGGCCAAGGUCUUGCAGUUCAGAUCACGCCCAGGGGUUUCAUAGCCCUGGAUAUAUUCGCCAUGGGAAAGACACUGCCGAGGAAGGGCUCUUGGAAGUUACCUCCAGAGGAGGUACUUCUUGCAGGGGCUGUCUGCUCUAAGCUGUCAACCGCAUAUGCCGGAAUCCGUUCGCAGCAUGGACUGUCUCUCCAGGCGAAGAGUAUAGAACCACGGGGAGAAGAUGUAAAAUUCGAGUCUACGUCGUCGGUUUCUUUGAGCGCAGAUCCCACGUGCGUCGAGGUGCUGGAGUAUAAUCGAGCAAACAUGCUUCUUGUGGCCACAACUGAUGGCCUGGUCCGACUGUACAAGAUCCAAGGAGACGGAAGUGUUGGGCGGCUGUUAGAGCAACAUCAGAUCUGGCAAGAUGCUUCCACACAAGAAACGUUGAAUGCUUGUCAGAGUGCAGUGCUUCUGCACGACAAUCCGCCGAAUGCCUCGGAAACGGACAUUGCGAUAGUGUGCGGUCUCCGAAGCGGUGAUUUGUACGUCAUUGAACUCUCCCGCACAGGGCUCAAGCAUGCCCUCGAUGGAACAGCAGCAGCGCCUGAGACCGAUGCCGGCGCCAUCUCUUCGACAAAAAGGAUAACCCUUGGCCAAACACCAGUCGCCGUCGUCAAAGAUACCGAAGGAGGAGCCAGCCUUGCCUUUGCCACUUGCGGCGCCGAGUUUUACCGUCUGGACUACAGCACGGGCCGUCACAUUGGCCUGCAAGUCACCAACAUUUGGUUCACGGAUCGGAAUCGCCCUAGCCUACGUCAGAGCCCCGUCUCGUCGAUCUGCAGAAUACCACGCGAGGAUUACCUGAUACGGGACCUCGGCGGAGCGUUGGUCUGCAUUUCAGGCACAUCGUUUUUCGUUGCACAGCUGGAAGAAGAAAGACACAUCGUUCCUCGGAGCAUCCCUGUGCGGGGAACCCCGAAUAGGGUCAUAUACUCGGAAGAGCUCAAGGCGGUCUUCGUAGCUUGCCUGGAAUCCCACACGUUUGACCCCGCUACGCGAGAUGGCCGUCAACGUCGGUACGCGCAGAGCUAUGUCCGAAUGCACGAUGAUCGGCCUGGAUCUCCAAGCACCGAUGUCAUCGCCGAGUACGCACUGAAUCCGACUGCCAGAGUCAAUGCCCUCACGACGUGGACUCUUGAGAGCAAUGGCAGGAAAUAUGUCCACGUCGUGGUGGGUAGUGUGGAGGGGGAUGGCAGGAAGGGGAGCGUUGUUUGCAUUCAAAAGACCACAAAAGAUGGCAAGACAAAGUUGGAGAAGACGAAGGACAUGAAACUCAAGCAGCAAGUCACGGCGCUAGCGAGCUACGGGGAGUCGAACUUCCUUGUGGUGUGCUAUGGAAAGAAAAUGCUCGUCUAUCAGUACAACGAGGAGACAAAGAGGAUCCAAACGGCGGGAGAGCAUGAUCUCCCAUCUGCUGGUCUCUAUGUCACCACGGAAGCGCCGUUCAUCUACGUCUCGACAGCCUGCGAUUCUCUCAUCAUUCUGAAGGUUGAGCAUGACCUGCAAGACCGGACUGCUAACUCGAUGAAGUUCGAGCUCCUCUUCUCAGACCGCCAGGCGCGCGAUACAUCAUUCCACCUACCGCUAGAUGUUCCUCACAUCUCAAAGAAGCGGACUACCGAUGCGCCAGAUGAUGCCACCGAGGGAGCUUCCUCUGUUGGUUUGGGCGGCGCACACAGGAACAGCUUUUCAAAACCAAGUCCACCAUCCGCUCCGUCCUCCAAUCUGGUUUUAGUGGCUGACAAAGCUGGCUCACUAACACUUCUCCACCUCCCGCGGCGGCGAACACAGCAAACCGCUGCACCAACUCUGCUGGAGGCUUCUCUGCCACGCAGCGUCACGCGUCUCCGGCGCGGCCUGAUCAGGCCAACACUGCAGUACCACCGCAAUCAAACGCAAGGCUCCAGCGCGCCGGGCGGCGUGCUCGUCAACGACAUCAUCGGCGCGGCGUCGGACGGCACGCUGUUCGGCAUCUCGCUCGUGGACGAAAGGGCGUGGCGGCUGCUGCGGCUGCUGCAGAACCUCUGCAGCGUGCUGGAUCGAGAGAAGCGGGCGGAGCGGCCAGGUGGGAUGCUCGUCCCGCUCGUCAACCUGGGCAUGUCUCACCGUCUGAUCGCAGGGCCAGUGAGGCUUCUCGACGAGGCGGACGUCGUCGCCUUCGAGUCGGCAGCAGCAGCGUCGACCACCACAACACCGCAAGCGGAAGGCAUGGACAUCGACGGCGCGACGGACUACGGCGACUUCGACGACGGCGCGGACGCGGACGCGGCCAUGGACCUCGACCACCAGUCGUCGGCAUCGCCGCCGGCCAACUCGUCGUCCUCGUCGUCGUCGUCGUUCGCGUCGCCGCGCCCGACGAUCCCUGGGCUUGUGAGCAGUCAACAACGUGCUUCCAACGGCGGCAGGACCACGCUGCAUGCGCAGGGCUCGCGGCUGCACACGCAGAAUCGCAGCGCGGAAGCCCUGUUGCGCGCGCUGGAUCCGGACAAGGACACUGCUGGGCUCAAGCGGCGGACGGCUUACCAUGUUGAGGGAGAUGCGCUGAUGCGCUUCAUGGGCAGGGAGGGCGAGGGUCUGUUACUCGCCAUGUUGGAGGUGGUUUGCGGCGGCGGGCCGGGCGGGCCGGGAGAGGAGAUCAGGUGGAAGUUUGUGAAGUGUGCGCGAGACGUGGUGCGGGAGGAAGGCGCCGGCGAGAGCAUGGACGUCGAAGGGGGGCAGGUUGGUGGCGACGAGCUUGAGGUGGUGGUGCGUAAGGUGGUGAUGUGGCUGAGGGGGGUGUUGGCACCGGUUCUGUGA
Diplodia corticola is the source of this 4638-nucleotide messenger RNA. Its product is annotated as thermotolerance protein. NCBI's taxonomy places the organism in Eukaryota, Fungi, Ascomycota, Dothideomycetes, Botryosphaeriales, Botryosphaeriaceae. The record is from RefSeq and is a predicted model, not a curated record. Gene Ontology annotation, molecular function: U2 snRNA binding; protein binding. The transcript is spliced from 4 exons. Bases 1 to 4638 code for a protein of 1545 amino acids. Gene Ontology annotation, biological process: mRNA splicing, via spliceosome. Gene Ontology annotation, cellular component: nucleus; U2 snRNP.